CGCGACUGCAUAGUAGUACCCAUCGACUCCACUCGUUUGGUAUUUCUCGCGUUGGCCGUGAAUAAUAUGGCGGAUCUACUAGUACCAAAAGUUAAAAUUAAUAAGUAAAAUACUAUUUAGUAUCUGCGAAAAUAAUAUGGCGUGGAUAACGUGACUACCCAGUGAAAUUUUGUGUUAGGUGCAAUAAUAGGUUCUGCGCGUGAGUGAUCAAACGGAUUUGGAUCUGGGGAUAUCAACGGCCAAUUGGAUAAUGAACCUUUUAUUUCGAUUGAUAGUGAUUUCAAUUAAUUUUCACCCUUAGUGUUCCAAUCGCAUGCAUCAUGGAUUGGAAAUCAUCAUCAUUGAUUGGGCUACUUUCUUUUGCAUAUUUAUUUGCGCAAGCAAUAUGUCAAUUGGCCGAAAACACUCCGCCGUAUAUGUGGAUGGAACGUAACUGGCAAAUACCCGAUAAGGAGCCAAUUGGGAGUAAAAUAGCGCAAGUUCACGGAGAAGAUCACGAAAAUGAUAACUUGACUUAUGGAUUGGAACCGAUUCAGUUUUUUGGGUCUGAUAAACCACCCGAUCCUUUGCCUUUCAGUAUUGACCCACAAACUGGAGCGGUAUAUUUGAAUGAUUCUUUAAAAGAUAAAGGUGGAACAGAUCUACAUCUCUACGUCACCCUCACUGACGGACAGCUUGAUGUCAAAAAUGAAGUCUACGUUAACAUCCUCAACUCUUCAGCUCCCUUCAAUAAAAAACAAUCCCAUAACCGUCCUCCAUUUCCCGGUUCCCCCGGCGCUUUUAGCCCAUUUGCAAACUUUAAUCCUGCAGCGUCUCAAAUACCUCAGAGACCUUCUUCUAAUAUGCCAAGCAAUAUGAAUAAUUUUAAUAAUCCUCCUCCAAAUAUAGCAAAUAAUCCUCCUCCUAUGCCGAAUAGGCCAUAUUUCCAACCAAAACGACCUAGAAAUAAUAAUACCCAUGAAGUUACGCCUUUAAGACCGGUGAAAGUUGAUAGAGUGGAUUCUCCGAAUAAUAGCUUGGAGGAGUCUAAAGAGGAAGAGGAUUCUGACAGAAAAUUAAAAUCUACAACGAAGGAUAUAGAGUCAAGUACGAGCGAAAACGAUUUAAGUCCCUUAGACUAUAGGGUGAAACCUCCCGAAAUAGCUAGCACAGUAGUUUCCAUUAUAUCUAUUUGCGCAGUCUUUUUCAUUGUUGGCGUAAUAGCGCUAAUAUUUAGAAAAAAGAUAUACUUAUUCAGGAAGAAAACGGAUAAAACUGAUGAGAUAAGAAAAGAUCCAUGUGACGGAAUAACAUUACGGGAGCAAGGUAGCAUAGAUAUGCACGAAUGGAGAGGACCCAGAGCUUUCAGCAAUCGAUAUGAACCUUGGCAAAGGGAUGGAAUUCCGACUCAGAAUAGUAACGAAGCGAACCUACCAAUUGACCAAAGUGGUGAUCAUUGGGAGUUUCCAAGAUAUCGACUUAAAUUUUUCAAUAUUCUUGGUGAAGGAGCUUUUGGACAAGUGUGGAAAUGUGAGGCUAUGGACUUAGAAGGUAAAGAUGCGGGUCCAACAAUUGUCGCUGUGAAAACCCUGAAAGAAAACGCUAACGAAAAAGAAAAGAGCGACCUGAUUUCCGAACUUCAAGUAAUGAAAAUGCUCGAACCGCACCCGAACGUAGUUAAAUUACUGGGCUGUUGUACGGAAAAGGAGCCAAUUUUCCUUAUUAUGGAAUACAUUACUCAUGGCAAGCUGCAAAGCUAUUUGAGAAACUCCAGGGCGGAACGCUAUUACAAUAAUAUGCACGGCAAAAGUAAGACUUUGACGUCGCGCGAUUUGACGACGUUUUGUCAUCAGGUUGCAAGAGGAAUGGAUUUUCUUUCGGCUAAUGGGAUAAUCCAUAGGGACUUGGCGGCCCGUAACAUCUUAAUCACAGAGGACCACACAUGCAAGGUCGCCGAUUUCGGGUUUGCACGUGACGUGAUCAGCUCGCACAUUUACGAAAGAAAAAGUGAAGGUCGAUUACCAAUUAGGUGGAUGGCACCCGAAUCCCUCUACGACAAUAUAUUUUCAGUGAAAUCGGACGUUUGGAGUUUCGGGAUAUUAAUUUGGGAAGUUGUCACAUUAGGGAGCACGCCAUAUCCCGGAUUGUCAGCAGCAGAAGUGAUGAGAAAGGUUCGUGAUGGUUAUAGACUGGACAAACCCGACCACUGCCGAAGAGAGAUCUACAAUAUUAUGUAUUAUUGUUGGGAUAAGGAUCCCAACCAAAGGCCUUCGUUUGCAGAGUGUGGGGUCUUAUUAGAAAAACUUAUAAUGACCGAGACUGAUUAUAUUGAAUUAGAACGAUUUCCUGAUCAUUCUUAUUAUAAUAUGAUGAGUUUAAGUGGAGAAAAAUUGUGACAAAUCUGAAUAUUUACAUUGAAAUAAGAAACACUGCCAAAAAUAGAUAUGUUAUUUUUUUAAUGUUCUGAAAUUCGUCAUUGAAAGUUGAAAUUUUGGACGCAUUUUGGGUUGGGAUGGAGAUUCCCUGUUGGAUAAUAAAAAUGUUGCAAAAACACUCAAUAAAUACUCGAAUAGGAUAAUUAUUAACUUAUUUAAAAGCAAAUAUUAUUAUUUUUAUGUGAUUCUCAUUAUAUUACGUAUUUAUAAGAAAAGCUCACUCUCCCAUGGUUGUUCUAAGGAUACUAUAAAGCCUAGAUGGCGUAUUAGUGCUGACGUCACAUGUUCAGAUAGGUUAUGCUAAACUUUAACAAAAUAUCUGAUAAAAACAAUAUUUUUACAUAUAGCCUCACUUUUAUCAUCAGGCCAAAUGUGUUUUCACAGUUUUAUAGCAUUGGCUUUGUUUUAAUAAUAUUAGACAGAAAUGUGAAUUGAAACGGACUGAGAGUUUGUCUAGAUACAGGCUGUUAAUGUAUGACGUUACACUAAUAAAUCGUAUAGGAAGCCAAAGCGCUUUAUUUUGUAUAUAAGUUUAGGAAUAGUCGAAAUAAUUUAAGCUUAUGUUUAUGAUCUAACUAACACGGCGCAUUUAGCGAAACUCAACAUGCCGAGGAAUUAGGCACCAACUUUGUUGAAAAAAGAUUACAAUCAGCCCUUGGCUUUUCAAAACUAGUCUACCUUGUGUAUUUGACUUGUUGGAACAAAGCCGCUGAAGCCAAUCAUUCAACACAUUGGGUUUUGCAAAACGCGCCCUGUCAAGUCAACAUCAAGUAACUAUAAACUUUUCUCGAUUUUGAUGUGAGAAUGUCAUAAUUCCCGCACGCAAAAUCAUUGAAGAAUGAAGCUCAUUCUUCAAUGAUUUUUAGUGACAUUUAGUUUUCAAAGUAUACCUAUUGGUACCUUCAAAAUUGUCAAGCCUUCUAAAAUGAUAGAACCCACCUGUUAGUUGGUUGGUAAGUAAGUGUUACCGACAUAUUUUGCAAAUGAAAAAUCCCCAACUAAUAGCGUGCAUAAAAAAGUUUUAAAAAAUGAAAAAUAAAAUCCAAAAUCGAGAAAAUAGUAUAAAACUCACGUUGCAGAAUGCUAUUCUCGCACUCAUUCGUUCUUCCACUCGCUCCUUCGUCGCUCGUGGCCCAAUUUCGAAUGCGUGCGAGAAUAUGUGGCCUUCUGCCACUUGUGUUUUAAUAUACUAUUAACUGUUUUUUUUUUUUUUUGAAAAUAUUAGGUAUGUAUAAUCAUUUGAAAAUAUUUUUUAUGAAAAAUUACCAAAUCUAUUCCCCGAUAAGAAUAACCAGCCUGCAUACAUUUCAUUCUUCUUGAUUAAAUCUAAACUGAAAUUUGUAGAGAGAUGUUUAUUUUUCUAAUCACACAACUGCUUUGAUUAAAUUAAAUGUAGGAACAAAUAGGUAAUAUUCGCAGAUAUCGGAGUAAUCCAAAGACAGUACCAUGCGCGUUCAUCACCUAACUAAAAAUUCAACUGGUGCACUAUCGUUAGAAACUAUAAAUGGCUGAUGAAGGUGUGCGGUUCUAGGGAUGACAAGUAAUGGUCUAAUGAGAUGUUUAUCCAACACUGACAUAUACCUAUAAUGACACUAUAAUUGCUCUGAUUUCAAAUAAAUAUUGUGGAGUAUAAGUCACUAUAGUGGCUUAUAGGUUAAACCCCACUAGUGAGUUAUAACCCUUAUGACAACCCAUAAUAAGCACUUCCUUACAUUGUUAAAAAGUUUUUUGCUUAUAGUAACAACAAAAAUUUUCAUUAUUUUUUGCAAAAUCGGGGAAAAAACGGCUACAUUGUUUAUUGUUAAAAAACACCAGCAGAAUUAGAGUAUGACGUAUGCUACGCAUACCAAUCAAUAUUUUUUAUAAAUGAAAAUCCGUCUGAAACCAAGGAUCGGCCCUAUCAUCCAAAAAUGGAGAAUUUUAUGACACACUUAAGUUCGCCCUUCGUUGUAAAAUCUGUAAAUUUUCAAUCACAUUUACAUGAAAAAUAUAUUAAAAACUUCCAGGUACCUACUUUUUUGCCAGGCUGUGCAGAACAUACUACAUGUAAAGUAUAUACGAAAUCAAUCUGAAUAGCCUUAAAAACGGUAUUGGCGGCAUCUUCUUUCUUAAGACAAUCGAUAAAAUUCCCAAGAACGAAGAAAAAAAUUAUUAUUCUAAUUUCAUCUACUUCAAUAAGCAAGCCACAUCACUGAUAAUUUAUCAGCCAAUGUGAAUGCUGGCGUCUACAUUGCAGCAGACAUAUUUAAUAUUUUUUUUUUGUAUGCGACUGGAAGUUGUCUAUGGGGUCUAGUCAUCAUAAGAUUGGGUCAUUUUUGUUGAGAUAUAUAGGUAUUAAGAGGACCCGGUAAAUGGACUGUUUUAUGCAGCUGUUCGGAUUGCCUUCGUAUAUACUAUGUUGAUACAGGUUGACACGGUCCAGUACCCUUGGAAGUUGCGCGCAUCUCACUUGGACGAUACUUGGAUCGUAUCAACUCGAGUAUCAACUCCUUAUCCAAGAGCAGUUGGAUAGGUCUUACCAUCCAAGUACCUAAGUAUUUUCCGUCGAUUUUAAUCUGACACUUUCCGUAUGAGGAGCGAGGGGGUGAAGUAUAUGGCCAAAACAAGUGUGACGUCAGGUGACCAUUGGCAUUCUAACGUAAGGAACCACCAGCUCCCAUUAAGGCUGGCUGCCAACUUACUUGGUCCCAGCUGUCAUCCAAGUGCACUUGGACCGUGUCAACCUGACUUAAAGUUCAGCUCAAUCCCUUGAGUGGGUACGUAUUGUCCAAUGCGCAAUAAACUUCACUCGCGGAAUAGACCGAUCUCCUAUUACCUGGGCUGCGCGCGUCGCUUGUAGGCUGAAGGUGAGCGUCCAAUGAGAAGCAAGUUUGUGACAGGCUUGCGUCAUAUUCUAAUUCAGGAGCCAGUUCAGAAUCAAUCGUUCCUUCUUUCUUUGUAACGUGUAAUUUGACAAAGAGCAAACUAAUACUUUACAUAUUACUUGAACUCACCGCAGUUUCGUUUAAGGUUAUGUUAGAUUAUACUUGACAUAUUUCAUUGAGCGAUGUUGCCGGAUGAAACAUUUAUCAAAAUAAAAGUGCAAACGAUAGUCAUCCACUUUAAAGCUCUUCUUUUGUCUGAUUUAAGGCAUUGUAAAACCCUCGACACUAUAUCACUUCUUUAAUGUCAUACUGUUCAAUUUGUAUUGUCUACAUUUGGUUCUGCAACAAUAGAAUCUGGCUACACUGCAGCCUACGAGUUGCGCGCGCAUGUCAUCCUCUAUUGCUUUCUAACUUGUAUUUAUUACAAUUAAACUCACUUUUUCUAAUCAUGCGAGACAGGUCUAUUGCGUCACUUCAGUCCCUUUGGUACAUAAUAUACUAAAUAUUCCGUUUUUUUUUUUUUUUUUAAAUCGAAACUCAAUUAGGUAUAUGAAAGCGUUGGAUAGAACAUUGCGAAAAUCAGGACAAAAGUUUUCCAGCGUGUCUUAUGUAACAUAGCUUACGUAAUACAUAUUAUAUUAACUUAAUCAAACAAAUAAGAUAAAUACUUAAUACGAAAAGAAAUAACAACAAGUUCAAUUGCCCACCUAUUGCAGUCCAAGCUUGUACCUGUACCGCUCAUUUACAUUUCGGUUCCCCAGUGUCAAUCCCAAUGGGACCAACGGGAAACUAAAUAUCCUGAAAAAUACUGCUAUAUGCAGUAUUUAUUUUUUUUUUGACAGAAAUCCUAACCGUAUUCUGUAACUUAUCUCUGUCAUACUUGUUACAGUGAAUUAAUUAGAUAGAGAACGAUAGAUGCAACAGAUUUGCCUCACGUUUCGAACAGAGUGGCAUAGAAUAGAGUUCACUGAGCUAUCGUGCAAUAAAAAUAACGUUUAUGUAAAUAGAAUUAUUUUGUUAUUUUUUUUUAUUUAUAGCAUUAUAAUAAAUCCAAUACGAAAGACCUAAGUAGUUUUUAUUAUACGUCCCUGCUUGACCAAUUUAGGCUCAUCCAACAUUUUCUUUUUUUUUUUCAUCAUCUGAAUGGUCUGGCCUUACAUUCUGAAGACCCUAUGCAAAGCGCAGAACUCUCUGAUAUUUUGUGGCAUAAUAGAGUCAAGGGUAUUUUGUUCUCAUCAGGUAAUUAUUCCGUUUCAACUCUUAAAAACUCGCGGUUGGUGACUCCUCCUCCUCCUACAUGAUGGUAACAAAAUCUGGAUUGAAAGUGACUGGCGUAGAGAAAGAUAAGAUUGAGAGAGUGCUUUAUUUCAUGUAAAUGGCACUAUCAUGGCACUAUGAUGUAGGUCACACGAUUGACAUUAACUCGUAGAAAAUUGAUUUAUAUUUUUGAUUUAGAGCGCUCACUUCUGUUGUAGUCGCCAAGUGACAUUUCCGACGGUGCUGCCAUACCAGUGUAGUCAUUGAACUAAUAUUUGGCAGGCCGUUUGAAUCUCAGAUUUAAACUUUUUAAAUGUUUUUUUUCAAAGUAAAGCAGUGCUCCGAAACUUCAUAAACUAAAAUGACUACCAUUUUAUUCAUUUUAUUUCCAUAUAUUUAUUUAUGUGAUUAUUCCACUCAUGUGUUAG
Ceutorhynchus assimilis (cabbage seed weevil) is the source of this 6963-nucleotide messenger RNA. NCBI's taxonomy places the organism in Eukaryota, Metazoa, Arthropoda, Insecta, Coleoptera, Curculionidae. The record is from the annotation of a GenBank genome assembly.